Molecule: messenger RNA, 1604 nt
Organism: Myotis myotis
Lineage: Eukaryota; Metazoa; Chordata; Mammalia; Chiroptera; Vespertilionidae
Gene: SPACA6
Product: sperm acrosome associated 6
Exons: 9
Coding region: 565-1539 (324 amino acids)
Biological process (GO): fusion of sperm to egg plasma membrane involved in single fertilization
Source: RefSeq, a predicted model, not a curated record
CUGCCUCUCCUGUCCUUGUUCCUUCGUUUCCUCCUCCCCUUCCCGCUAAGACUUUCCCCUCCAGAACCCGCCCCGUCUGCUUUCUCUGUCUCCCAUCGCGGCUGUGUCCUGCGCUUCCCUUGUGUCUGCACAGUGGCCUCGGCCUCUCCAUCUCUCUCUCAUUGUGCGUCCUGGUGUCUCCCCGUGUCUGAGUUUCCAUCUGGGGCGCUCACAUCUCUCUCUGAUUCACCCGCACACACCGCGCCCCCCAACCCCCGGGGCCUGUCGGGCCACCGCACACCAUACUGCCGGUCUCUGGGUCCCUGAGACCCUUUAACCUGUGAGGACGUCCAGGAUCACAGGUGAGGUUCUUGGGAGCCUGGCAUCCGGCCCAACCACAGUCUGAAGGUUGCAGGCCCGACACCUGACCCCUGACCCCUCUCUCCUUCCUCCCUGCAACCCCAAGCCUGACAUUUGACCCGCAAAAGAAAUCGGGCCUCUGACCUCAGACCACAGGCCCCUCCCCUGUCCCACAGUGACCUCACAAAGGUCACCGGCUUCUUCCCAGGCCGGGCCCCCUCUGCGAUGGCCCAGCUGGCUGCAGGCAGCGCUGUGCCCUGCGCCCUGGUGGCCCUCACGGUCUUCGGGGCCCCCGCCUGGGCCUGUCUCCUGUGCUUCACAUCCUACAGCGAGCGCAUCCGCAUCUGCCAGACCUUCGUGGGGGUGGCGGGCCCGAAAGUGGAGAAGUGUGAGAAGGCGCUGGAGGCUGCCUUUGAGGGCCUUCUGGACACUGAAAUCAAUUACGAUGAGAGAAGCCACCUGCAUGACUCCUUCACCCAGAUGACUCUCUCCCUCCAAGAGAUAGCCACCGCUCAGGGGUCCUAUGAGGUUGCCUUCCCUUACGCUGCAGAGAAAAUGCGGGAGGCCAUUGCGCAGCUUAAAGAAGUUCAGGCCUGCAUCCCUCCCUGCGGGGUGCAGGAGCUGUCCCGGCGUUUCCGCUGCCGCGGGUGCUACUCCAAGGUCUGCGACCUGCCGCUGGACUGCCCAGUUCAGGACGUGACGGUGAGACGGGGCGAUCAGGCCAUGUUCUCCUGCACCGUGAACUUCCAGCUGCCCAAGGAGGAGAUCACCUAUUCCUGGAAGUUCGCAGAAGGGGGUGUGCGGACUCAGGACACGUCCUACUUCCGAGAUAUGCCGCGGGCGCACGGGUACCUGGCGCGGAUCCGGCCAGUGCAGCCCACGCACCGCGGGACCUUCUCCUGCGUGAUCACGCACGACCAGCUCCCCCUGGCGCGACUCUACUUCUUUCUGAACGUGACGGGCCCUCCCCCGCGCGGGGAGACCGAGCUCCAGGUCGCCUUUCGGGAAGUGCUUCGCUGGGCGCCGCGAGAGGCGGAGGGGGUCGAGCCCUGGAGGCCCAGCCUGGGCGAGCUGCUGGCCAAGCCGGAGGCUCUGACGCUCAGCAACCUGGGCCUGCUCGCGGCCGCCGCAGCCUUAGCCUCAGCCGGUGUGACCCUGCUGGCGUGGAUGUUCUUUCGAUGGUACUUCAGUGGCAACUAACAAAGGUAUCUUUCUGUUCCCUAUCCUGUUUCCAUCCCUUAAAUAAAGAAUAUAUUUGAACGCUA